AUGAUGGAGCUGCCGGAACUAGAGCCGCUGUUCCAUGCGCCGCCCGCGUUGGAAGACGCUGAAGCGUCUGCUCUGCCCAUGAUCCCCGUGACAAUUCUAUCUGGUUUCCUUGGCGCAGGCAAGACGACGCUGCUUAAAUUUAUCCUGUCCGCGUCACACGGAAAGCGCAUCGCUGUAAUCGAGAACGAAUUUGGUGAGGAGAUUGGUGUUGAGAGUCUUGUGGCUAAGGAUGGCGCAGGUGGCGAUGUGAUGGACGGGUUCUACGAACUCAGCAAUGGCUGCGUGUGCUGCUCAGUACGUGACGACCUCGUCAAUACGCUGGAGAAACUGCUAGAGCGUCAAGACCGCUUCGAUUACAUUGUGGUGGAGACCACAGGCAUGGCAGAUCCAGGUAAAGUGGCCAGCGUCUUCUGGGUGGAUGAUGAGCUCGAGGGACGAAUUUUCCUAGACGGAAUUGUAACUCUCGUGGACGCGCCACGCCUCAACUUCCAUUUGAAACACCCAGACACGCAGAGAGAGGCAUCGGCUCAACUGGCCUAUGCAGACAGGAUCUUGCUGAACAAGAGCGACCUCGUGCCCGACAAGGAACAGCGACUGGCGAUAGAAAAGAAAGUGACACAAGCCAAUGGCAUGGCCAGCGUCCGAUGGGCCGAGAGAUCCAGAGUCGAGCUGGGGGACAUUCUCAACAUCAAGAGCUUCACGACGAGCAGGGCUGCACAGGUGGAGAAGGAGUUGCAUACACUACUGACUGAGGGUAAAGAGGAGGACCACGACCACGAGGAUUGCAAUGAAGAGAGCGACGUGAACGCGACCCACACGGGAGGUAUGCAGACCACGUGCGUGAGAAUUCGAGACGGGUUAUUGGGCCGGGACAAGCUCGAGAGGUGGCUAGGAGAGCUGCUAUGGGAACAGGGCAAAGCCGUGGGUGCAGAGAUUCAGCCGGGGUCCGAAGCUGCUACGCGUCAGGAGCUUUUCCGUGUGAAGGGUGUGGUGGCGGUUGCAGGAGAACCGAAAAAGUUUGUUUUGCAGGCUGUGCACGAGCUGUUCGAGGUUUAUGCGUCAGAAGAAGACUGGACUGAAGAUGAACUCAACUGCAAGGAGAGUCUCGUCACGCAGGUAGUUUUCAUAGGUCUCCAUCUGCGCAAGAGCGAGUUGGAGGCGGGUCUGAGGAGCUGUGUUGUCGCUGAUCAUUAG
This is a messenger RNA of Phytophthora infestans T30-4, 1194 nucleotides long. RefSeq names its product cobalamin synthesis protein, putative. NCBI's taxonomy places the organism in Eukaryota, Oomycota, Peronosporomycetes, Peronosporales, Peronosporaceae. The transcript has a single exon. Gene Ontology annotation, cellular component: cytoplasm. Bases 1 to 1194 code for a protein of 397 amino acids. The record is from RefSeq and is a predicted model, not a curated record.